Colletotrichum lupini is the source of this 882-nucleotide messenger RNA. RefSeq lists its product as uncharacterized. The transcript has a single exon. The coding region runs from base 1 to 882 and encodes 293 amino acids. NCBI's taxonomy places the organism in Eukaryota, Fungi, Ascomycota, Sordariomycetes, Glomerellales, Glomerellaceae. The record is from RefSeq and is a predicted model, not a curated record.
AUGGCCUCAUGCGAGUCCACUGCUGUGUCAAGCAGCCUGUUGAUCACAAUCGGACUUUCUUUCCCAGACACAAAGGAUGGACACAUAUUUACGACGGGGAGACGGCGAGGAGCUGUGGCUCAACGACCCAUGCAGUUUUCACGAUACGACGCCCUCAGCCGUCUGAAGAAAGGCAGACUAACCAUAAACCGAGACUUGGCCCUUUCCAAUAUGCAGACUUCCAACAAGCACUCAAUACGGCCUGACCAUCGCCAACUUGCAGCAAACCAAUGCACGGGUCGUUGGGCUGUCUCGACCCAUUCGAUCCUCUGGGCGCUUUCUGCCCCCAGUGGUCUCCAGUGCACUCCACGCAUGUCGACGCGGCCGGGCGGAGCUGUCGUCAAGGAUAAGCCUCGAUGCCCUGCACUUCACCACAUCGGGCAGCCCGGCGACCGGGCGGCCCUCCCCCAGUUCCCCGGGGCAAGGCAGCCUAAGCCUAGGUCCCUAGGACUCAGGAGGCCAAGGUCACAGAGGGUGUACGCUGUAUCGAAUGGUCCACUUGACGCGGUUGCGUCGAGAGGACAUGGGAAGUCGACGGAUACUGAGGAAAAAAGAACGCUGGCGACGGGAGUCGGGCCAAUAGUCGAUUCCCUUGAACGCCUUCGGGGCCGCCAUGGGCAGGGCCAAGCCUUUCAACGGUCUGACGGCGGCUCAUCAUCAACUACCUACUCCAGUGCACGGAGUAUUCACACAUCUAUAUCCGCAUGUGCCAACGGCGAGGUGGCAAUGACAGCUCGACGCCAUGCAGCCUGCACAUGCAACGGGCGUGAUCUCACCUCACCAGAGGUACUGUCUUCCAAGUUGCAGCUGCACGCAAGGCCGUUGCCCUUUGAACUCGCUUAG